Molecule: messenger RNA, 474 nt
Organism: Tripterygium wilfordii
Lineage: Eukaryota; Viridiplantae; Streptophyta; Magnoliopsida; Celastrales; Celastraceae
Exons: 2
Coding region: 1-474 (157 amino acids)
Source: RefSeq, a predicted model, not a curated record
AUGUUCAACCACGAUGAGCCAACAUUUCAGAUCACAACAAGGGUGAGGAGAACGGAGAAUAAUCAAGGUGGUUUAGAAAGCGAUGUAGUUUUUCUUCGCCCAAAUAAUGAAUCUUAUACAUGUAACAUGUGGUUCUUGUAUCAUCGUCCGUGUUCACAUGUUUUUGCUACAUGUUCUGCAAUGAAAAUUGGAUAUGCUUAUUUGAUGGAAUCGUACUUUACAUUGACUGCGUAUGAGAGUACAUAUGGACCAAGUUUCUAUCCGAUUCCAAAUGAGAGACAAUGGCCUGAGUAUCAUGGGCCACGAAUAAUACCCGAUCCAAACCUCAGAAGAUCAAAAAAAGGUCAUCCGAAAUCGACACGAUUGACCAAUAAAAUGGAUAUGAGAGAGGGUGGUUCUCGAUACAAUUGUAGCAUAUGUGGUCAAAGUGGCCAUAAUAAGAAACACCAUCAAUCAGCUGCUUCUGGGAGUUGA